CGGAGUCCCGCCCGAGGGGGGCUUCAGGAAAGACCAGCCGGAGGCUUCCGCGAGCUUCCAGCUGCCCAGACUAAGCCUCCCGCGCCCCUCUCCCGGCGCUCAGACUGGGCUGCUGGGCGGCAGAGGGGGCUGAGGCCGCCGGUGCCCCGAAGGGGAGCAGCGGAGCCUCCGGUGCCCUGGGCAGGAAGGGGAAUCAGGCUGCCUCCCAGCAGGUGGGCACGACCCGCUCAGCCCAGUCCAGCCCUGCCCGUCUUUGCGCGUUUCUGUUGCACCCGGGCCUGUAUGCCCUAGAGUGGGGAAAACCGUCCUUUCCUCCCGAGACCGAAGCUGGCAGCCUGUCCCUUUCGCCAGAGGGCUGGGGGGAUUCAGCCCCAUUGCUGUCUCCCUCUCGCCUCUCUUGGCCAGAUGUGGGGGUGACCGCCUGCAGGAAUCGUGCGCUGGCUGAGCUUCAGGAGCGCAGAGGCCCACCAGCCGCCUCUCCCAGCUUCAAGAUGAACCGCGGCGCCCUGCUGCAGGACGAGUACCGCCGGUGCUUGGAGAGGGACUUCCACAGGGGCCACGUUGGAGCCUGCAGUGACGCGUCCCUGAAGGAUUUGCUGCGGCAUCACCUGCUGGAGGACUCGGAGCUUCACUGCAGCCUGGAUGGGGAGGACACCUUUGCCACGCUGGCCGCUGCCUUGCGGGGACACCUGGAUCUGAGAGGGGCCCUCCGGGAUCUCGGCAGGGCCUUUGAGGUGCUGGAGCUGGCAGCUGUCAAUCUGUACUUUUUCCCUUGGCGCAAAGAAUUUGGCACCAUUAAGACCUUCUCGGGGGUCUACGUUCACGUCCUUCAAGGGGUCCUGCCAGAGGCAGACCUUGCCCGGAGUUUCCGCCGACUGGGCUACGUACAGCAGGAUCAUCUCCACCUGGUGAAUUCCCGGCUACCGCCGGGUGCCAACCUGCUCUCUGCAGCUUGCUGCUUUUUUGCAGCCCGGGUGGAGUGCGAGAUCUUGGCAAAAAUUGUGGAGGAACUGGAGCCGAGAGUUGUGCCACCCGACGAGCUGCUGAUGGCUCGCAAGGAGGCAAAGGGCAGUCUGGAGAGGUGCGUUGCCAAGCUGCAGAGCCUGGCGCGGUGGCCGCGGAGCCGCGAGGUUCGCCCGGAGCCCAGUGACGGGCUCGAUCUCUACCGGGAGAGUCCCGAAGGGCAGAGCCCCUACGGGGAGCCCUCAGGAGGCCGGCUGUUGUCCCGGGAGCCCGCCCCCCUCAGUGAGUGCGGCAGCCCCCGGCUGCUGAGGCGGGAGCAGCCCCCGUGGAGCCCCCAGGCACUGGUGGAGAGCAGGAGUGAGCCCUCCUGGACCCGGGAGCCCUCCUGCGGCAACGGACUCCUGGCCUCGGAGGGCCCUGACCUCGCCACCUCCUUCUCGUUCAUCUCCUUGAGGCGCGAGCUCAGCAGGACUGCUGAGAUGGACUUCCCUGCCCAGCUGGGGAAUCCGUUCUUGGCCCCCAGCAUUCCCCAUGAGAGCCCCGCCCUCCAGGCACACGGGGCGGGCGGUCCAGCCUCUCCAUCCAGGCAGCCCAGGAGCCUGCGCCACACUCAGGGGCUUGGCAUGGGGGCAGCCGCUGAGCCGGUCCACUACCAGAUGCAUUCCUGCCUGCUCCCGGGGGCCCUCCCGUGCUCCUGCUGCAACACCUGCAGGCUGCUGCAUGGCAGCAGCUGCGACGGGGCUCAGAUCUGCCGGAACCACCACCACGUGGAAGAGCUGCAGAGCGAGAAGCAGCAGCGCCUGUGGCUGCAGCGGACGGAGGUGGACAGGCUGCUGCACGAGGCAGGGGGGCCCUGGCAGUAGGUCGAGAGCCCG
Molecule: messenger RNA, 1838 nt
Organism: Python bivittatus (Burmese python)
Lineage: Eukaryota; Metazoa; Chordata; Lepidosauria; Squamata; Pythonidae
Source: RefSeq, a predicted model, not a curated record